Pipistrellus kuhlii (Kuhl's pipistrelle) is the source of this 972-nucleotide messenger RNA. RefSeq names its product ovochymase-2. The coding region runs from base 1 to 972 and encodes 323 amino acids. The transcript has 10 exons. Lineage: Eukaryota; Metazoa; Chordata; Mammalia; Chiroptera; Vespertilionidae. The record is from RefSeq and is a predicted model, not a curated record.
AUGAAGUAUGGGCCUGAUUCUGUGGCUUCCAUCCCAGGUGCAUGCAGGGAGAAGGAUCGUGUGGUCAGGGAGUUGGAGGGGGAACUACACUUCCCAGAAAGCCCUGACCUCUAUUAUGACAGCAAGCAACUGUGCAUCUGGACCCUGUUGGUACCCGAGGACAUGCAUGUGUUACUCAGCUUUUCCCGCUUGGAUGCAGAGUCUUGUGACCACAAUUACCUGUCCAUGCACUCUUUAGAAGACAGACUUCUGGGUAAAUUCUGUGGAGAAAGCCUCGCUUCAUCAGUUCUUGUUGCCUCCAACUCUCUGAGGCUGAAGUUCGUCUCUGAUGCCACAGAUUAUGCCGUUGGUUUUAAUGUCACCUACCAAGCUCGUCAACCAAACUACCUUCCCGAGUCCGGUUGCAGUUCCUUGACUGUCCUCUUUGAGGAAGGCCUCAUACAGAGUCUUCAUUAUCCGGAAGAUUACAAUGACAUGGCCAACUGUAACUGGGUGUUUCAAGCCCCCAAACACUACCUAAUUAAGAGGGGACAGGGCAAGCACAGAGGAACCAGCAUAGAGCAGAUACAGGUGCGCUGGUGUGAGCGUCAUGACAUGUACUGGAAGGGGUACUGGGAGAAUCUGGAAAUAGAAGAGAGUGGAGACUGCACUUCCGAUUACGUGACAGUGCACUGGGAUGUAGAAAGGAAGAAGGAAAUAGCUCGGUUGUGUGGCUUUGCUGCCCCCGCCCCUCUGCUGAGCUCCUCUGGUGUGAUGCUCAUCAGCUUCCAGUCGGAUGAAAAUGUGACCUUCAGAGGCUUUCAGGCUACAGUCUCCUUCAUCCCUGAAGCAGAUUUAAACAUCUCCGGAUCAGAGGAUGAGUCGAUGCUUCUGGAGACAUGGAAUGUCCUUCCUGAAGAAGACAAUGCUUCCGCCCCAGUGUGGACUUACAUUUACGACGUUCUGGAGGCUGUACCCCAGCCCCUGCCGUAA